Messenger RNA from Spodoptera frugiperda (fall armyworm), 2866 nucleotides. RefSeq names its product neural/ectodermal development factor IMP-L2. Gene Ontology annotation, biological process: homophilic cell-cell adhesion; axon guidance; dendrite self-avoidance. The transcript has 8 exons. Gene Ontology annotation, molecular function: cell-cell adhesion mediator activity. The coding region runs from base 502 to 1275 and encodes 257 amino acids. The record is from RefSeq and is a predicted model, not a curated record. NCBI's taxonomy places the organism in Eukaryota, Metazoa, Arthropoda, Insecta, Lepidoptera, Noctuidae. Gene Ontology annotation, cellular component: plasma membrane; axon.
ACUCCGUACUUCGCAUUCGAACACAAAACACGUACUAUCGUAUCGAUACUCGAUAAUCUUUUCGGUAGUGGGACAACACUAAUUUGUGAUUGAAACGUCACUUGUGAUUUUUAAUCUGUGCCCGUUUUAUCGUUAUAUUUUUUUUUAUUAUAUUUUUUUUCCGUUCCGUCGCGUUCGCUGUGCUCCCGUUUCGAACGUUUGCGUUCGAUUCUUUUUUUAAAUAAAACCUUGUUUUUUUUUGAAGAUGUUAAAUAGUUACACUUAUAAAAUACAAUAUUUCUUAUAUUUCGCUAUAAAAUAGUUUGUGGUUGAUGUUCAAAUUAUUGUUUUAAGUCGUUCAGUGAGUUUUACAGUGUUUCAUCAUUCUCGGCUCCGGUAAAUUACCUAUUCAUGUUCGCUCCGUACUUCAAGCUACAACAGACCACGCCCAAUACCUAAAUAAGUCGCCACCAAGAAUCUCUACAGUAUUAUAUCUACGUACGUUUAGUAAUUUAUUGAGCAAUGCAUCUGGUGCUGCUGUUCACCGCGUCCCUGCUCGGCCUGAGCCGCUGCGCCAACGUCAACAAACACAUGAGGCUACUCUCAGACUUAGAUAAUCAUAUUGAACAUAAUGUAGCUCAAAACAGCUUACAAUCCAGUGCCCGCCGCUUUCUCACGAUAACGCAGCGCCCCGAAGCGAUGUACACGCACUCUCGCGGCGAAAUGUUGGAACUAACGUGUGACGCGGUCGGCGUGCCAGCGCCCUCUAUACACUGGUUUAAAAACGACGCUCCGGUUUAUGAGUAUGACGUAGAAUCAAAUGAACUAAUAGACAGUAAUCCGAGUUCUCUUGCGCGGGUCAUUUCGACCCUGUUGGUAACGAGGACGUCGGGUCAUGACAUUUACACGUGCCUCGUCACUUCGGGCACCAAAACUGCUAGAGCUACCACCGUUGUUUAUGAAAAAGAGGGCAGCAGUAUACCGUCGGAGCGCACCAAACUUCUACCUCUAGAGCCGCGCAUAGUGGUCACUUACGAGAUGUAUGUGGACACGAUGGGCAACAACAUAGUGCUGCCUUGCCGGGUUAAGGGACACCCUAAACCCCACGUCACGUGGUUUGACAACAAGGGAAUCCCUAUUAGGAAAGAUUCUUCAAGAAUGAGGGUGCUGCGUUCAGGCGAGCUAGUGAUAUCGUCUCUGCGCUGGAGCGACAUGGGCGAGUUCACUUGCCAAGCCACCAACGUGUUCGGCUCACAACUCGCUAAGACGUUCGUUUAUCCAGCUAAAGCCGGAUAGACAGACAGACGCGCACACAGCGUCGAGUAUACUUAACUGGAUGUUCCUGGUACUAAAUAAGUUUAUAUUAGGGCCGCACCACACUGCGCGCGACAAACGCUGCGAUUUUAAUACGAUUAUUGAAGUCUUCUUGUCUUGCUACUCACUAAUAUGAAUUUUGAAAUUGUGUUAGGUUCCUAUAGCUGUUAAUUGUUCUUAAUCUGUUCUUAUUUUUCCUUUUUUUACAUAUUGUUUAUGUAACCGAGAAAAUGUAUUGAUUCCAUUGUAAUUCGUGGUUAAAAUUGUAUCAUAAAAUCUAAGCAAUAAGGAUCAUUUUGCUUUAAGUCGUUUAUCUUUAUGAGUUAGUAUCUGCCUAUCCAUAUUUUUUAGUUUUGUAAGCUAUGAAAUAUUGUCUAAAGCAAGUCUUAAGACAAAUCGACGGCUGGUCCGUCGUGCGAUUAAACGCAGCGUUUCGUCACCAGUGUGUAACCACCUUAAGAAUCGAGUCUGCCUAUUAUAUUUUUAUAUUAAUUUCGUUUUAUUAAAUUUUGUUAUUUUAAUAAAAUAGAAAACUUAAAACAUUUGUGCUAAAUCUGAAUAAUAAUGUAAUAUAAUAAUUUAAUUAUUAAUAAAAAAUGAAUUUAUGUGUGUCAAUUAAUAAUUAAUAGUUGCGAUGUUGGGUACUUGUGAGAAAUAUUCAAUUUUAUGAUUUUUUUUACUUAACUAUUUUAAUUUAAAAUCACUUUUUAUACAGAAAAGUAAUGUAAACAUGAUAGAAUAUUGAGGUUUUUUUAAAACGUUGUUUCACACUAAUAUUUUCUCCUGUGUUUACAAACAUACAAGUUCACAUACACAUGACACCCAGACCCGAAACAACAAUUUAUGUAUCACACAGUGUUGCUUCAAGCGGCAAUAGUAAAAAUAUUAUACUGUAAACGCACUUAUCUAUUUAACAAAAGAAAAUAAUUAUUAUACUACCUAUCUAUAACUAAAGUAGUCAGCAAAAGAGGGGGAAGGAGAAAAUUAAAAACCAAAUUCAGUAGGGGGCAAUAAGGAAUGAUGCCCAUUUUCACCAGAUCAACCCUGAGAAGGAUUGGCUACAGAAAGCUCUGCAUAGACAAGAGUGGAAGGAGGGUAGGGAGGCCUUUGCCCUGCAGUGGGACGAUCAUGGCUGAGGAAAACGAGAAGGAGAGACCUCCACAACAAAUAAUCAUCAUCAUCAUCAAUCGGAAGACGUCCACUGCUGAACAAAGGCCUUCCCGCUUAGUCCUCCACAACAUAUAAUAAUGUCAAAGUCAAAGUCAAAAUUAUUUAUUUCAAAUAGACCAGGAAGGCACUUUUGAACGUCAAAGCAAAUAUAAUAAUAUUAAUAACGUCUGUCUGUCGGUCAGUCCUCUAGUUGCUCUAUUUGCUCGUUCCAAAGUUUAGAUUCCUAUGGAGAAGAACGAGCAAGAAACUCCAUAGGUUACUCUUUUUCUGUCCUCUAUAUAAUUGCAAGUACCCAAUACAUAAGAAGUGAUCGAUUUUACUCGUAGAUACAUUUACUUAUUGUUUCUUUAUACUUUACUGUGAUUCAGAAUAAUUACAUGAAAUAAACAAACGGACGAAUUUA